GAAGAGAGCGAGAGAGAGCGAGCGAGCGCGCGGCCACUGGACUCCAUUAACGCGAAUCCCUCCAGGAGCUCCGCCGCUGGACUUUAACUGGUUUUCUUUCGGGAACCUUCCUCAUGAUAGGAUUAAACACACGACUGAAGGAAAGAAAACUCGCUUACUGUUGAAGUUCGGGACACUGAAGUGCUGUUUUGUGGAUUUGCGUCGCUGUAUUCGUGAAGGAUGGCGUUGGAUGGUAUACGAAUGCCAGAUGGCUGCUAUGCAGAUGGCACCUGGGAACUGAAGAUGCACGUUACUGACCUGAACAGAGACGUCUCAUUGAGAGUCACCGGCGAGAUUCACAUCGGUGGUGUGAUGCUCAAACUUGUGGAGAAACUUGAUGUGAAGAAGGAUUGGUCUGAUCAUGCCCUGUGGUGGGAGAAGAAAAAGACCUGGCUGCUGAAGACUCACUGGACUCUUGAUAAAUAUGGCAUUCAAGCUGACGCCAGGCUGCUCUUCACCCCACAGCACAAACUCUUACGACUUCAGUUGCCCAACAUGAAACACAUGAGGGUAAAAGUCAACUUCUCUGACCGAGUCUUUAAGGCCGUGUCCGACAUCUGCAAAACCUUCAACAUCCGCCAUCCGGAGGAGCUCUCUCUAUUGCGCAAACCACGCGACCCCAAGAAGAAAAAGAAAAAGCUGGAGGAGGCAGAGGAGGAGGCGCUUGAGCUGGAAGGACCACUGCUCACCCCUGGAUCAGCCUCUGAGGUAAUAUACAUUGGACCGGUGAAAGGGAGCAUCUACUCCAGUCCUGGACUUUACAGCAAGACCAUGACCCCUACAUAUGACUCUCGAGACGGCAGUCCUCUGUCUCCCACAACAGCGUGGUUUGGAGACAGCCCGCUGUCAGAGGGCAAUCCCAGCAUCCUCGCUGUCAGCCAGCCCAUCACCUCUCCUGACAUUGUGGUGAAGCUCUACAAACCACAGUCUUUGUUGGAUAAGGCCAAGAUCAACCAGGGGUGGCUGGACUCCUCCAGAUCACUGAUGGAGCAGGAUGUGAAGGAGAAUGAGGUUCUUUUACUGCGGUUCAAGUAUCACAGCUUCUUUGACCUCAAUCCUAAGUAUGAUGCCAUCAGGGUGAACCAGCUGUAUGAGCAGGCCAAAUGGGCUAUCCUGCUGGAGGAGAUCGAAUGCACUGAGGAAGAGAUGAUGAUGUUUGCAGCGCUGCAGUACCACAUCAACAAGCUGUCCAUCAUGUCCUCAGACAAUCAUAUGAACAACAGUGAGAAGGAGGUGGAUGAGGUGGAUGCUGCUCUGUCAGACCUGGAGAUCACACUAGAGGGAGGAAAGACCUCCAACACACUGGGUGACAUCACAUCUAUUCCUGAAUUGGCCGACUAUGUUAAAGUCUUCAAACCAAAGAAACUCACUCUGAAGGGAUACAAGCAGUACUGGUGCACAUUUAAGGACAUCACGAUCUCCUGCUAUAAGAGUCGCGAGGAGGCGCACCUCACGCCAGCGCAUCAGAUGAACCUGAGAGGUUGUGAAGUCACACCAGAUGUGAACAUCUCAGGUCAGAAAUUCAACAUUAAGCUGCUAAUCCCUGUAGCAGAUGGUAUGAAUGAGAUUUGGCUGAGAUGUGACACGGAGAAGCAGUACGCUCAGUGGAUGGCCGCCUGUCGUCUGGCCUCUAAAGGGAAGACGAUGGCAGACAGCUCUUAUAAUCUGGAGGUGCAGAACAUUCUGUCGUUCCUGAAGAUGCAACACCUGAACCCUGACCCUCAGAUCAUAGAGCCCAUCAGCACAGACAUCAACUCUGAGUGUCUGGUGUCACCACGCUAUCUGAAGAAAUACAAGAACAAGCAGCCAGGCUUUGUCAGGGACUUGAUUUCCGCCCGUAUUCUGGAAGCUCAUCAGAAUGUGGCCCAGAUGAGCCUGAUCGAGGCCAAGAUGCGUUUCAUUCAGGCCUGGCAGUCCUUGCCGGAGUUUGGAAUGACCCAUUUUCUUGCCAAGUUUCAGGGGGGCAAGAGAGACGAGUUGAUUGGCAUCACUUACAACAGACUGAUCCGCAUGGAUGCCAGCACAGGUGACGCCAUCAAGACCUGGCGCUUUAGCAACAUGAAACAGUGGAACGUCAACUGGGAGAUCAAGAUGGUCACGGUGGAGUUUGCAGACGAGCCCAGUCUGGCUUUUAUCUGUGCGGAGGUCGACUGCAAAGUCGUGCACGAGUUCAUCGGCGGUUACAUUUUCCUGUCCACGCGUGCCAAGGACCAGAACGAAUCUCUAGAUGAAGAGAUGUUCUACAAGCUGACCAGCGGUUGGAUCUGAGCGCUGCUCGUCCUUCAGCAUCAGGGGAGGGGAUUGACUUUAUUUUACUUUAACACUUCUUUUCUUUUUUAACUGCGCCAACACGGUCACAUCAUUAUUGUUACAAAACUGACGUGUUUGUUACAUUUUCGCUCAUGAAUGCGUUUCUGACACUAGCAGAAGAUCGUCGAGAUGUCGUGAGUCAGCGGAGAACGCUUUUGCUCUCUCAGAGACGUCGCCCGGUCUGAUUUUACUGCUUCACCCCAGCUAUUAUUAUGCUGUCAAAAUGAAGCAGUUUGUCACCCUUGUGCGUUGCUAGUGCGAUACCUUUCACCCUAAAUAGAAAUAUGCCAGCCUUUGCACCAAGAAAAUGCCAAUCUAUUUAUUUGUCACUAACUUGUGUAACAUUUACAUUGUGUUUCUGGAUAAUCGUUGGAUGUUGCGGUGAUCAUUUGUGCCUAUUAAUCAUUUAUAUGCUAACUGCAGCGCAUUAAUGUGAUGUCAUAGAGACACUACAGAAGGAAGUUGUUACACUAGCUGUAAUGUUGCUGCUUGUCAAGAGAUCUGAAUAGUAAAGAUGUAACACUACAGUCGAAUCAUGAGAUAAUGAUGUCAUUCAUAAGCACUUCUAUCGUCUAUGCAUAUAUAAGCUGUAGUAUGAAGUGUCUGUGUUUGUAUUGGGUGCUUUUAGCUGUCAACACUAAAUUUUAGGACGGAUAUUUUUUUACACUAUGAUGGUGGUCGUCCACUUUUUUUUGUAGCAAGCGGCUUGAAAUGCAGCAACAUAGGAGAACGGUCAUGAAGUAAUGAAUUUGUUUUGAAGGGUCAUUGAUUUCCAAAUGUAGGAUGUUUCUUAUUUUAUUUUAUUUUUUAUUUUUUUUUGAAGUCUGCUAUUUUAUCAUCACUCUUUAUUGAACCAGUAUAGUAUUAUUCUAAAGCAUUUCUUUAUAAUGCAACAGCGAAGGUCACUGAAAAAAGAAAAAAAAGAAAAAAAAUCCCAUGCAAUGUCACAUUUUUUUCUUUUCAAUAUGAAGGAUCGCUAAAUGAAGUAUUAGUUUUUGUAUCUAAUGUAAAAACACAGGUUUUAAAGAAUUGUACAGUUUAGUUGCUGCUUUUUUCUGUCAUUUUUCGGAAGUGUAUUUUUUCCAGAAAAGAUGGGAAAAAGCCAUUUUUUCACAUUUAGGAUCAGAUGCCUGCCAAUGUUACGGUCUUAUGGAGAAAUAUAUAUAUAGAUAUAUAAAUGCAUAUGAAGAAAUGUUUGAAAGAAACUCAUUUACAUUAUUUUAUAUCUCUUGAUAUGAGGUUUUUCCUGCCUUAACUAAUAAAUUAAUAUCCAUACUCAUUUGACUCGGCUGCUGAAACACACAUCCUUUAAAAAAGUGUUUCAACACAACACAACACUAAUGAAGUGCAGCAAAAUUUGUAGUGCGUCACUUUAUUGUCAGUAUUUUCCCAUAUGAAGUUGAUUUUAUCAGUGAGGUUUUGUUUAGUUUGUUUUUGUCAGCAGCGUUUUGCAUGGCCUGCUGUUUUAUGAUUGUAAAAAUGCCAUUUACCUAAAAAUAAAUAAAUAAAAUCAUUUUUAUUUAAAAUCCUAAGGGAAUGAUUCAGCUGAAUGUUUUAUUAAAUGUAGUUCACUGUCACUCAGGUUGUAGUUCUCAGUCUCUAUCACAAGAGAGCAGUCUUGUUGCCAGAUUGAGCUAAUCCAAACCUGUUCAUGCAAAUAAUGAACAAAUGAUUCAAAUAAAGAGAUAUGUCAUUUCA
This is a messenger RNA of Paramisgurnus dabryanus, 4047 nucleotides long. It is a transcript of the gene fermt2, whose product is annotated as FERM domain containing kindlin 2. Gene Ontology annotation, cellular component: focal adhesion. Gene Ontology annotation, molecular function: integrin binding. The record is from RefSeq and is a predicted model, not a curated record. Gene Ontology annotation, biological process: cell-matrix adhesion; integrin-mediated signaling pathway. Lineage: Eukaryota; Metazoa; Chordata; Actinopteri; Cypriniformes; Cobitidae.